Parnassius apollo (apollo) is the source of this 2124-nucleotide messenger RNA. The record is from the annotation of a GenBank genome assembly. NCBI's taxonomy places the organism in Eukaryota, Metazoa, Arthropoda, Insecta, Lepidoptera, Papilionidae.
UUGGAAACGUCCACUUAUAAAAUGGAAAACGGCGAAGAAAUAGUCAAAGUGAACAAAAUGCAAAUGUCCAAUGGAAUAAAUCAGGCGUACUUAAAUGGCCCCGACCAGAUCAUACCAGCAGAUGAUUACAUAUCAUGUGUGCCGGGAGGCUACGUUAAACUUCGAAUGCAAACCCGAGGACCGGCAGCCGAACCUCCUAUUUCUGUACCAGGCCUCCUCAAUCGAACAACCGCUAGAUAUCCUGAUGGUACAGCAUUAGCAACAAAAAGGAAUGGACAGUGGCAGAAAAUUACUUACAAACAGUACCAGGAGCGUGUGCGUACGAUAGCAAAGGCUUUCCUGAAAUUAGGCUUGGAACGCCACCACUCGGUGUGCAUACUUGGCUUUAAUUCGGAAGAAUGGUAUAUUGCCGACCUCGCUGCUAUUCAUGCUGGAGGUUAUGCAGCUGGUAUUUAUACAACAAAUUCCCCAGAAGCCUGUUACCACUGCUUGGAGACCUCCCGCGCUAAUAUAUGUGCAGUGCAGGAUAAAAAGCAACUCGAUAAAAUAUUAUCAAUACGCAGUCGCCUCAAGCACUUAAAAGCUAUAGUACAAUGGGAAGGACCCGUGGACACUUCCGUGCCGGGAGUUUAUAGCUGGGAACAGAUAAUGGAAAUUGGUGCCAAGGAAUCUGAUACAGAAUUAGAUAACAUUUUAAAAUCGAUGGCUGUUAAUGAAUGCUGUACUUUAGUAUAUACCUCCGGCACUGUCGGUCCACCAAAAGCCGUGAUGCUGUCGCACGAUAAUCUGACGUGGGACGCGUUCUCGAUCAGUGAGCGAGUGCGGGACUUGAAGCCGACCGAAGAUCGUCUCAUUUCUUUCCUGCCUCUAAGCCACGUCGCUGCCCAGGUAGUGGACAUGUAUACAACCUUGACCAACGGCGUUCCAGUGUAUUUUGCGCAGCCUGAUGCGCUGAAGGGCAGUUUGAUCGAAACUCUGAAGGAAGUUCGACCGACAAGGUUCCUUGCCGUACCACGAGUAUGGGAAAAAAUACAUGAGAAAUUAAUGGCAGUGGGUGCCUCUAGUGGCAGCUUAAGACGUUACAUUGUCUCCUGGGCCAAGGAUAAAGGCACGAAACACCACGAAGCUAGAAUUAAUGGUGCCCUCUCGGCUGAGAUGACAGGACUCCCAAUAGACUUCACUACCCUCGAAAUGUUACGGUAUUGGCAAGACGGCUCGAGCUGCGGUUACAAGAUGGCGCGCUCGCUAAUAUUCAGCAAGGUGCGCGACCAGCUGGGACUAGACCAGUGCGAGACGUUCGUCACCGCGGCCGCGCCGCUCUCGCCUGACAUCAAGAAGUUCUUCAUGUCGCUUGACAUACCCAUCGUGGAUGCAUUCGGAAUGAGCGAGGCCGCCGGUGCACACACGCUAAGUAUAUAUCCAAAAUUCAAGCUUGAUUCAUCGGGUGAGUUGCUAGAAGGCACAGAGACGAAGUUCGGGGGGUCAGUAAGUCCGAACGGUCCUGGCGAGAUCAUGAUGCGCGGUCGCCAUGUUUUCAUGGGCUACCUAAACGACGAGGAGAAGACUAGGGCGACUAUAGAUGAAGAAGGCUGGCUACAUUCAGGCGACGUCGGUAAAGUCGACAGCAACAACUUGCUUUACAUAACGGGAAGAAUUAAGGAAUUACUAAUUACGGCGGGCGGCGAGAACAUCGCGCCCGUACUCAUCGAGCAGACGGUACAAGCGGAAUUGCUUCAUGUGGGCUACGCGGUGCUAAUUGGUGAUAGACGCAAGUUCCUCUCCAUCCUGCUCACACUUAAGGCAAAAGUUGAUCCGGAGACAGGAGAUCCACUGGACGAGCUGGAAACGGAAACUGGAAAAUGGGUUGCAAGUCUUGGAAGCAAUGCCAAAACGAUUAGUGAAAUUGUCAAGACAAAGGACCCGGCAGUCCAUAAAGCAAUAGAAGAAGGUAUAGCUCGUGCCAACAAGCAUGCUAUAUCUAACGCGCAAAAGAUACAGAAAUUUGCGAUACUGCCUGCAGACUUUUCUAUGAACACAGGAGAAUUGGGACCUACGCUUAAAAUAAAGAGAAAUGUUGUUUAUGAAAAAUAUAAGGAAAUUAUAGAAGAGUUUUACAAGGAAUAA